UUUCUUUUUAUACAUGAGACUUAUUUUUUAACAUGAAAUCUUAAUAUUGAUAAAACUAUUUAAAUACUAAUUUUAUAUACAUGAGAAGGCGCGAAAAUUUUGGUCACUUCUUCGACAUUUAAAUAUUUUCGAAAGAUUUAAGAAUUGCGUUAAACUGGAUUUAAAUUACUUAAUAAUUUAAUAAGUGUUUAUUUAAUUAAUUUACGAAUAAUAAGUUGUAAAAAAUAUAACAUUAUUUAUGAACAAAAUAACAAACUAUAAUCGUUUAAAUUCGCAUAAGGAAGGGAAAUAAAUCUACCAGUCGAUGUUGAAUCGUCUUUGUCGACCAAGUAAUUAAUAUUUUUAUGUGAAAGGUACAACAUGAACUUAAGCUAAUGUAUGUAGAAAAGUAGCUGUGUGUUAAUUAGUGUAUUAUGUAUACUAAUUUCAUUUUUUUGCUAUAAUAAUAACUAAAAUUGAUAAGCGACUAUUGCAAUCUCUCCAGCAUGAAGAUAGAUAUUCAUCCAUUAACAAACAAUCCUACAGCAGCUUGGCGUGAACUGUCACAGCAGCAAAAAGUGAUUAAAAUAAAUACCAAACUUCCAACAACUGAAGCAGCAAAUGAUAAACUCCGUGUUGUUUGUAUGAGUGAUACUCAUUCAUUAACACCAUUCAUAAAAUUCGAUAUACCCAUGGGAGAUGUGUUUAUACAUGCUGGAGAUUUUACAAAAUGUGGUAGUUUACAAGAAGUCAUAGAAUUUAAUAAUUGGAUUGGUAAUUUGCCACAUAAAAAUAAAAUCGUUAUAGCUGGUAAUCAUGAACUUAGCUUUGAUCCCACAUUUACUCAUCCCUUUUCUUUACAAACCAGUGGAAAUCGUCAAAAACAUACAGGGACCAGUAUUCUUGACAAUAUACCUACAUUAGGAAUGUCUAAGGAUACUCUUGCAGAAGCAAUACAGACCGCGAACGUUAAAGAAUAUUUGACAAAUUGCACUUAUUUAGAAGAUUCAGAAACUAUAAUACAUGGAAUAAAAAUAUAUGGUACCCCAUGGCAACCAGAAUUUUGUAAGUGGGCAUUUAAUGUACCUCGUGGAGAAGCAUGCCUUUCAAAAUGGGAAAUGAUACCAUCAGACACAGAUAUUCUUGUAACACACACACCUCCUGUAGGUCAUGGAGAUUUAUGUUGUAGUGGCGUAAGAGCUGGAUGUGUUGAGUUACUUUCUACAGUUCAAAAUAGAGUUAAACCAAAGGUAUGGCAUCUCAUCUGAUGGGAAAAUCAUAUAUGUAAAUGCAUCAACGUGUGAUUUAAAUUAUUUACCAAGUAAUCCACCAGUAGUUUUUGAUAUAACAUUACCACCUGAACAUUGCAAAUCAUAAACAAAAUUAUAAAGUAUAACGAUAAAUUUCGUUAUGUUUCUUAUGUACAAACAUAUAAAAAUUUCAAUUUAUUUAUUCGUAUAUUUCUAUAAAUUUUUUGUAUUACAAUCUUAUCUAAAAGAACAAAAAUUACAAGGCAGAUAUAAAAAAAUUAUGAUUUUAAGAUAGUAUCGUUCACUUGAAGAUAUUAAAAAAUUGUUGAAAGUAAUAUUUAGCAUACAUUCUUUACAGAUAUAAAAGUUUUAUAAUUAUAUCUUUAUUUACACAUAAUGACAUGUAAAUAGAACAGUUUUGUACUUAGAUAAAGUUUUAAUUUAUAUUAUUUUAAGAAGUUAUCUCACAAAUGUAUGUCUAAACGAAUUAUAAAAACCUUGCGUACUAUGUAUUUUGAAUAUAGAAAUUACACAAUUUAAUCAUCAUAAAUUGUUGCACAUAAUACUAUAAAUUAAGUUACACAUUAAAUCAGAUAUUUCUAUCAUAUUGAAGUGUAUAUAAAAUCUUAGUCAUAUCAACAAAAUAUUUGGUAUUGUAGUUAAGAAAUAUGUCAUGAAUAACUUCUUUACAAUCGACUGUUACAAUUUCAAUUACAAUAUAACGAACAAUAUUUAUUAGUUGUAUUCCGUUCAAUAGUGUAUAAUAAUAUCCGAGUAUUAUAAUGCAACUUAUAUACCGUAGGUCAAUAUGUUAUAAUUAAUAAUAAUAAACAAAUCAACUUAAUAUUUAAUUAGUGAAGUAAAAGCUUGUUUCAGUUAGAUUUUAUACAUAAUAUAACUUUUGAAAAAAUAAAAUAUUUCUAAAUAUUUAAUCAAUAUAUCCAAAAUAUUAAUAGUAAAUUAAUAGUAAAAUGAUCAUGUACAUAAUUUUUCUAUUAUAAUAAUAAAGAAUUAAAAUUGCA
Bombus huntii is the source of this 2251-nucleotide messenger RNA. RefSeq names its product metallophosphoesterase domain-containing protein 1. Lineage: Eukaryota; Metazoa; Arthropoda; Insecta; Hymenoptera; Apidae. The transcript is spliced from 5 exons. The record is from RefSeq and is a predicted model, not a curated record. Gene Ontology annotation, molecular function: hydrolase activity. The coding region runs from base 486 to 1247 and encodes 253 amino acids.